AUGAGGAUUGCUGGGUUUAGAAGAGUUGCAUUUACAAGCUUAAGACGUACCAGAAGUACUAGAUUAUACACCACUAGCAAAGAUCAGACUAAGCAGGCAGAAGAGCCAGAAGAGCCACAGCCACAACCACAGCCACAACCACAGCCACAACCACAGCCACAACAACAGCAGAAGAAAUCAGUCAAGCAGAUAGAUGAUGAAAUGCUCUCUAAACUGAAAGAAAGAGAUACUGGCCAGGAAGAGAUCGAAGAGGGCAACAUCGGUGGCGGAUUAAAGCAGAAUGUACGAGCGCAGAAAUUUAGAUUGAUUUGA
This is a messenger RNA of Wallemia ichthyophaga EXF-994, 312 nucleotides long. RefSeq lists its product as uncharacterized. The coding region runs from base 1 to 312 and encodes 103 amino acids. The transcript is spliced from 2 exons. Lineage: Eukaryota; Fungi; Basidiomycota; Wallemiomycetes; Wallemiales; Wallemiaceae. The record is from RefSeq and is a predicted model, not a curated record.